AUGCCAGCCCCUCGUGCGGAUAGCCGAAAUGGUCGGAAGCGACGCAAAACCCUGACAGAAUCCAAUCAUGUCCUUGCGGAUUCGAAAUUGGUCACUGGGGUGAUUGAAAAUGGUUUAAAUUCCACCCCGGUUAUCAAACCUCGAGCCUACCAGCUGGAAAUGCUGGAGGCGAGUCUACGCGAGAAUAUCAUUAUUGCCAUGGACACGGGAAGCGGCAAGACUCAGGUGGCAAUUCUUCGAAUCAGACAUGAACUUGAAACAUGCGCUGCGCACAAGUUCGUCUGGUUUUUGACCCCCACUGUCGCUCUUGCCGAACAGCAGCAUAAAAGUAUAUCCGAGCAGCUCUCUGCAUAUGAAACAAGACUCCUUUUAGGUUCGGACAAUGUGAAUUACUGGUCGACCAAAAAGAUCUGGGACGAUAUACUGUUGAAUAUCAGAAUUGUUGUUUCAACCCCUCAAGUGCUUCUUGAUGCCAUGACACAUGGGUUCGUAACCAUGCCUCAAAUCGCUUUACUUGUCUUCGAUGAGGGUAUCGCAAUUGAGGACAAUCUGAACGCACGUUGCGAGACGCCGAGGAUCCAUCGGGAAGAGUUGAUGCGAUAUGUUCAUCGUCCAGAACUCUGUACUGUGAAUUUCCAGGAAGAUGAUUCACUAGGUUCAGACAUUUUACGAAGCUUACAUGAAAUCCUCCAAGCUGUCGAUAUGGAACAAGAUCCCUGGAUCAAAAAACUUAGACAACAAAAGGACCAAAGAAGCCAAGUAAAUUUGCUGAAUGCUCUGGAGAAGCGUAAAACAUUUUGUAUGGCUCAGAUGUCUAAGCUUCUAAGACAAGCCGUUAGUAUCCAUGAGGAUUUGGGACAAUGGGCUGCAGACGCAUUCAUUUCAGAAGUCUUAAAAAGACUUGAGACCAAACGAGCCAGGCAGCCAACGGACAUUCUUGAUACACUAGAACGAAAAGAAGCGAACUUUGUCUUUGAAACUCUAUCGCAAUUGCCAAUACAGCCUGGUAAACAGUAUUGGGAUAGCGAGCCCGAUCGAGUCUCUGGGAAGGCCAAUCUCCUUAUAGACCUUUUGGAGAAGGAGUAUACAUCAGAUUUUACUGGGAUUAUAUUUGCCCAACAAAGGUCAACCGUUACAAUGCUUGCACAUCUCAUUUCUAGACAUCCCCGGUUGAAGCAUAUGUUUGUAUCUGGUGCUUUUUUGGGUGAUUCUGGCUAUGCGGGUCGAACAUCAACGAUAAUCGAACUUCACGACUUGAAGACUCAAAAAGGCUCAAUAGAUGACCUACGGUCCGGGAAGAAAAAUCUGCUUAUCGCAACAUCUGUUCUUGAAGAAGGCAUUGAUGUGUCAGCCUGCCAUCUUGUGAUCUGUUUCGAUACCAUCAACAAUCUCAGGUCUUUUAUUCAGAGAAGGGGCCGGGCCCGGAAAGAACGCUCUAAAUUCGUCAUGUUUCUGAAUGGUGACGAUAAUUCCCAAGGAAAUAAAUGGACCAAAAUGGAAGAUGUCAUGAAGAGUAUGUACGAGGAAGAUAUGCGCAGGCUCGAGGAUGUUUGGGCGAAAGAGAACGUCGAAGAGGAAAGUGAUGAAGAUCACCGGAUUGAAUCCACAGGUGCUCUCUUAACUUUUGAGAAUGCUCGACCCCAUUUGGAACAUUUUUGUGCCACUCUUCAAUGUGAAUUCACAGACACUCGGCCUGUUUUCAUGUUCCGUGAAAACGAACUAGAUGGGAUGGUCACUGCUAAAGUCUUACUGCCCAACGUACUCGAUCCCAAAUUUCGAGUAAUAAAGGGCUCUAAAUGGUGGAGAACAGACCAGCUCGCCCAGCGCGAUGCUGCAUUCCAGGCAUAUCUUAAACUUUAUCAGGAGGGUCUCGUCAAUGACCAUUUGCUACCAGUACAUUGCAUGACUAUGGAGCAUCCAGCGCUGGAAUACUCUGAGAAGGGGCCCAAUCUUGUAAAGGUAGCCGGACGUUUCAAUCCGUGGCGUAUGAUUGCAAAUAACUGGGAAACGACGAAAACUUUCUAUCAGAGUCUGAUCGAAAUAUCACCUGGCUCUCUCUUAUUUCCUAAAAUGCGCAUGGUGCUACCAAUGCCCCUCCCCUGUCAGAUCACAUUUAAGAUUUAUUGGAACGAGAAGAGUACUUUCAAUGUGUGUUUGAAACCGUUGCCGUCGAACUUCAAGCCAAGUCUUGUCAAGUAUGCUGCUGAUACGACUUAUACCAUCUUAGCCUCAGUGUUUGCUCAUAGGAUGCUUCCGGAAUGUUUGGAUUUCUCUUGUUUAUUUCUUCCCGACAUGGAAUUAACCGGCGAAACUAUCAUGGAAUGGUGGUCGUCUGUGCAAGGAAAAAUUCCAGCCAGCGAUGCAUCCGGUUAUGACCACCAGGACAUUAAGAAUUUAGGACUUGUCAGGAGGCUCGACAGGACAAUGCGGCCGUGGACGGUUGAGCGAUAUAGAUGGAUGAAGAGGGUUUAUGAAAACACGCAAUUAGAAGACAUUGACAGCAGUUCUGAAGCGGGGGAGCUGGAAAUCCUUCACGUUGAGGGCACAGCAUGGCCCAAGCGCACUGAUUUUUUGCAUCCUGUAGCUCACAGUGGUGGCUUACAUCUCCACCACACAGCCAAAAAGUGUUAUCCCGCCAGCGACUGCUCUAUUGAUAAACUACCCCUUGAGUACUCCAUGUUUGCCCUCCUCGCUCCGUCAAUCAUCCAUAACGUCGAAAUCUAUCUUCUCGCAGAGGAAUUGAACAAAACUAUCCUCCGGCCCGUUGCUUUUACAGAUCUGAGCCUUGUCAUCACUGCGAUAAGCGCAUCUGUAGCGAGGGAAGCAACCAACUAUCAACGUAUUGAAUUUUUGGGUGACAGCAUACUCAAGUUCCAAACAACCCUCCAGUUGACAGCGGCGAAUCCUAUCUGGCACGAGGGCCUUCUAUCAAGAGCCAAGGACACUGUGGUAUCCAAUAAGCGGCUCUCAUACGCAGCCAUUGAAACAGGUUUAGACAAGUUCAUUCUGCUGGAUGUUUUCACAGGAGCAAAAUGGCGACCACCGUGUAACAAGGACCAUCUCGAAAGUGAAGAGCAGGACGUCCCUCAACGAGAAAUGUCCACAAAAACCCUCGCAGACGUAGUUGAAGCUCUGCUUGCGGCCGCCACUCUAGAUGGGGGUCAAAGAAAAGCCGAAAAGUGUCUCGAGAUUUUCCUUCCUGAACUUCAGUGGAUGCCUCUUGAAGAUCGGGUUAACGCCCUCUACAGCUCUGUUCCAGAAGCGUACGAGAAUACCCUCACAUCUUGGUUCCAGGAGGUUGAAAGUCUAGUGGGAUAUGUCUUCAACAAGAAAGUUUUCCUGGUUCAAGCCUUCACCCACCCAUCCAACCCUGGCUCGAAAACAUCGUCAUACCAACGGCUGGAAUUUGUUGGCGAUGCGAUCCUGGAUCAUAUAAUUGUCUACCACCUGUUCAAUGCCCCUCGAACCUUCCCCCAUUUCGACAUGCAUUUGAUGCGCACAGCACUCGCCAAUGCAGAUUUCCUCGCAUUUCUCUGCAUCGGUAUGUCUACCGAGCGGGUGCGCGGCGAGAUCGCCGAGUGCUCAAAGGAAAACACGUCGACAACAUUGACCACCCACAAAGUCUCCCUCUGGCAGUACAUGCGCCACGGCACGUCAUGGGAACUCACCGCCGCCCAACAACAAACCGCAAAUCAAUACGAAACACUGCAGGCCGACAUUUCAGAAGCCCUGGAGGGGUCCCACACGUAUCCCUGGACUCUCCUUUCACGGUUGCAUGCGCAAAAGUUCUUCUCCGACCUCAUAGAGUCUGUUCUUGGCGCUAUAUUCAUUGACUCACAUGGCUCGCUGGACGCAUGCACUGCAUUCCUGGAGCGGAUCGGACUGAUGAAGUUCCUGCGACGCAUGCUAGUUGACGAGGACAUGGACUUUAUGCACCCCAAGCAGCGCCUCGGAGAGGAGGUAGGUACAAGGAAGGUACGCUACGAGGCGGAACAUGUUGUUGAUGAAGAAGGAGGGAUUGGUACGCUGGGUUAUUGGACGUGUAAGGUGUUUGUAGGGGAUGAGUGUGUUGUUGAGGCAAAUGACGGAGUCAGUCUUAUGGAGGUUGAGGCCAAGGCUGCAGAGGCUGCUUUGGCGGUUAUACGGGCCAGAGGCGGUGUUGAUGUGGAUGCUGAUAUUGGCUUCGCUCAUGCUGGUGCUGGUGUUCGUGAUGGUAUUGGUGAUGGUGAUGGGGAUAGUAGUGAUGAUGAUAUCGUUGGUGUCAAUGUCGCUGUUAACGAAGAUGGCGAUGGCGAUGUUCUUUUGACGUAA
Messenger RNA from Histoplasma capsulatum G186AR, 4311 nucleotides. Its product is annotated as dicer-like protein. Lineage: Eukaryota; Fungi; Ascomycota; Eurotiomycetes; Onygenales; Ajellomycetaceae. Gene Ontology annotation, molecular function: RNA binding; ribonuclease III activity; ATP binding. Bases 1 to 4311 code for a protein of 1436 amino acids. Gene Ontology annotation, biological process: siRNA processing. Gene Ontology annotation, cellular component: cytoplasm; RISC complex; nucleus. The record is from RefSeq and is a predicted model, not a curated record. The transcript has 6 exons.